This is a messenger RNA of Sorghum bicolor (sorghum), 1516 nucleotides long. RefSeq lists its product as uncharacterized. NCBI's taxonomy places the organism in Eukaryota, Viridiplantae, Streptophyta, Magnoliopsida, Poales, Poaceae. The record is from RefSeq and is a predicted model, not a curated record. The transcript is spliced from 6 exons. Bases 265 to 1137 code for a protein of 290 amino acids. Gene Ontology annotation, biological process: regulation of growth; gravitropism.
UCGACUCUCUUUUCUUUCACUGAAUAUGCUUAGCUUCUCUCUGGUCCUGGAAAUCUCCCGAUGAAUAUGUAGUGGAUGCAUAGCCAAGUCGGCGGCGUCCUGACUGACCAAUCACAGGACACCUUCAAAACCCCUGGAACCAAUCGUGCUUCUGUUGCCUCCCAGCCGGCGGCUUCCCUGCCGCUCUUGCAAACUGUCUCCGUGUCUCUGAUAUUCACAGGGUACUGCUAAUCCUUCUCCGGCCGGGAGCAGUACGUGCAAGACAUGGGGAUCAUUAACUGGAUGCAGAAUCGCUUCAAUGGUAAACAUGAGAAGAGGCGACCCGAGGCCACCGCCGCCGCCGCCGCCGCCGCCUUUAGCUCAGCUCACGAAAGCUGCCGCCAAGACCACGGUCGCGAGGACAAGAUCCCCACCGGCGACUGGCCGCCACAGGGCCUCCUCUCGAUCGGGACACUGGGCGACGACCCACCACCGGCGGCGGGAGAUGGAGGUGGAGGCCCGCCGCGCGCGUCGCAGGCCGAUGUGCUGGACUUCACCAUCGAGGAGGUGAAGAAGCUGCAGGACGCGCUGAACAAGCUGCUCCGGCGCGCCAAGUCCAAGUCCAGCUCCUCCCGCGGGUCGGGCGCCACCGACGAGGACCGCGCUAGCCAGCUGCCGCUCGACAGGUUCCUCAACUGCCCAUCCAGCCUCGAGGUCGACCGGAGGAUCUCCCUGAGGCACGCCGCCGGCGACGGUGGUGGCGAGAAUGGCGAGUUCUCGCCAGACACGCAGAUCAUACUCAGCAAGGCCAGGGAUCUCCUCGUUAACAGUAACGGCACCACCAUCAAGAAGAAGUCGUUCAAGUUCCUCCUCAAGAAGAUGUUCGUCUGCCAUGGCGGCUUCGCCCCCGCACCGAGCUUGAAGGAUCCAGUUGAAUCAAGGAUAGAGAAGUUGUUCAGAACGAUGCUUCAGAAGAAGAUGAACAAUGCUCGCCCGAGCAAUGCUGCAGUGUCAUCCAGGAAGUACUACCUCGAAGACAAACCGAGUGGGAGGAUGAUGAUACGGGAUGGGCAUCACGAUGAAGAGGAUGAUGAAAAGGGUUCUGACAGAAUCAAGUGGGAUAAAACUGAUACUGACUUCAUUGUUCUGGAGAUCUAAAUCAUGAGGCUCGAGUUCAAGGCCAUUGUGAUAUCAAUUGUUUGCGAAUGAUCUAGUGAUGAUGGCCUUGACUCAGAAGACAAAUCCCAUUAAAAUAGUGCUGACAAUAAUCCCUAUUGAACGAAUAUAAUGUUCAGUUGAACAGCGAAACGAUCAGACGACGGGAUAUAUAUACUUAAUGCACCAGGGUGUAAUAUACUGAAUGAAGAUCACAAUUCACACCUACUAUACAUUGGCGGGCUUGUUCAAGCGUCACAAUGGAGCUGUUUAUAGGAAGAAUUCUCAGCUUUGUACUUUCCUUUUCCAUCUCAUCUUCAGAUGCCAGAUAUGUUAAUCUUCUCCAUAUAUAUACUAUCAGACAUGUUGUAGUUCUUUCUCA